CCCACGAAUGUAUGAGGUUUGAUGCAGUUAUUGAUGUGGGUGACAGGUGGCGCAGGUGCCUCUAUUGUUAUGCAGGUAUCGUCAGAGCUGCCAACAUGUCACUUCCAUUAAAAGUGGGUUGAAUUGUGUGGACGUAAAGGUUGCGACGUCCUCGCCCGGUGAAAACAAUGUUUACACUGCAGAGACUUGUCUUCAAUGAGGACUCAUCAGCGGCAUCCAGGCAAGCAUGAGUGUGUAUGUGAGUUUGAGGUGAGCCGUUUGCUAAUGUUUGACGGUGAAAUAAAAUGUGGACUGGAAUACAUCACUUGCAAGUGUUCUCAGUGAAAAAGAUGGUUUCAUGUAACUAGAUUGUUAUUCAUGUGUGUGCUUCUUGAAUAGUGUAAACAAUGAAUAACGUGUCAAAUUCUGCUUCGGCUUUUGAAAUUUUUCAAAAAUGUGCCUGUCGAAUGAUUCAGCAGUGUUAUACUUGUUUUAAUUGUGCGCGCAGAAGACGAAUUCAUCCUGACAACUCAAGCAAUCCUAAUCACAAUAAGAUCAUUAGGUUUCAUGCAAGUAAAUUGAUACGAGUUAUUCACCUAAAAAAUUUUAUCAAUAAAAAAUCCAAUUUUGUGGAAUCUCCCCUUCAUUUUUCCGACCAUUCUGAUGAACGUAAAAGAACGUUUAGUUUUUCGGAUUCUGAUUAUGCAUUUACUUGUUGGAGCAAACCUUUGAGAUUAUGUGAUGAAUGUAGAAGAUCAUUUAAAAACUUAUGGCAAGAAAAUAUGGUCAAUUCUGUUCCCAGUCAGUGUUUAGAAAAUGAUAAUACUCAACCAGAACAUUCUUUCUCUUCAAGACAGGUAACACUAAAUAAUUCUUUGGAAGAAUUUGCAGAUGCAUUUGUCACAGGCAUUUUAAAUGAUGCAAUAUCUAAUAUAUGUUCCAAGAAAACUUUGCAAAAUUCAUUUUCAAGCACAUCGGAGAGUGUACUUUACGCAAAGAGUAGAGAACAUAAAUUUGAACUAGGAAAUUCAAGACAAUGUAAAAGUGAACAUGAAGAAAAGACUGAUGAAUCUAACAUUGGCUGUAUUUUAGAAUUAGGCCCUUGCCCAGAGCAAAGUAUUUUACAGAAAAAUAAGCCAUUGAAAACAAAUAUGAAUGGCAUUAUGUCCGACUGCAGUUGUGGUAAGGAAGACACUCCUGAAAACCAAUCCAAUGGAGAAAUGUAUGUGUAUUACAAUUCAUCAUACUCUGAUGCCGAAGAAGAACCAAACAUACGGCUAAAAUUAGGAGAAAAAAAUAGUGUAACUCAAAAUGGGAAUUUCAGUAUUUGUCCCCAUUUGAAAAAUAAAUCAUCGAAACCUAUUCUUCUGUUUUUACAUGGUGUAGGAUGCUCAGCAGAUCUGUGGUCUCAUUUGUUGUAUUAUUUUGGGGAAGAAGGUUAUGAAGUUGUGGCACCUGACAUGUUGGGCCAUGGCUUCAGUUCAACUCCUGAUUCUCCUUGUGCUUACACAUUCCAUAAUCUUUUGAAAGACACGUUGGACAUAUUUGACAAGUUCGUGGGAGAAAUGAAAUGUGUUGUCAUAGGACAUGCCUUUGGUUGCAGCUUGGCGGCUGCAUUGGCUAGAUAUCGUCCUCAGCAAGUAAGCCAACUAGUUCUUGUCAGUGGUGGAGGUCCAACUCCCUUGGCUCCUCGUACUGCAGAUUUCCGACCACCAGCUGUAUCUCCGUGGUUGCAGAUAUGUUUAAAACCUCUGUUGUUUUGUGGUCUGAAGAGAGAUAUUCUCUAUGUUCCGUGUGGAAAACACAUAGAAACAGCUGAUUCCAUCAAGGCUGGUGUUCCUUCGUAUGUUUUGAACCAUAUUGCUCGAGGGCAAGAUUGGCCAGAAGGAGAUUCAGCUUUCCACAGGCGCAUUCUUGUACCCACUCUUUUGGUUCAUGGCAUGAAAGAUCCAUAUGUCACACUGGUGCAGGAGUGUGAAAUGGAAAGGACAAUUCCUCGCUCAUCCUUGGAGCUUAUUGCAAAUGCAGGUCAUUUUGCAAUGCUUGAAACACCUGAAAAAUUGUGUCACAUGAUACAGUGUUUUAUUAACUGGUGGAACCUCUAAGACAGAAUUGAUCUGAAAAAUAGUUUCAAGAAGAGAAUUGUUUUGAUGCCCAAUAUUAAAACCACUAGUGACCAGAGGAACUAAUAUUUGAUUGACAGCAACAAUUAUUUGAAGACUCUGUUUAUUUUCUUAUUGUGUCUUUCUUAAUGUUUUGCCAUUUAUUUCUAUUAAAGAAAAGGAAUUAAUCUGUUUUUUGUUCAAAAUUGCAUAUAAAUAAUGUUAUUUACAAUGAACAUAAAUUGUUCUAUUACCAAAAAGAAUGUAACAGAUUAAUUUUUUAACACUGCCAAAUAUUUAAUAGUGUAGUCUGAAUUUUAUUUCUUAAAUUUUGUAUGAACACAAGAUUCUGUGUCCAGUAGUGAUGUAGAAGGACUAGGUCAUAGUUAUAGGAUCUGCAAGAUGAAUUUGUUGUUGUUUCACUUUAUCUGCAUUUCCAUUGUCCAGUAUUUUAAUGAUGUUUACCUGUUUGAUCUGUUUUCAAGGUUUUAGAAGACUGUUUAAAUGGUAUUAUUGUUGACUAAUAUAAAUUACCAGUUUACACUGUACUAUUGUUGACUAAUAUAAAUUACCACUGUUGUUGAUAUAAAGAAGUUAAAAAUAUUUAUUACUGUAGUAACAUUUUAGCUAUUUACUUGCGAUUUAAGUUUCUUUAAUCAGAAUUAGUUGCUUCAAUUUUAUAUUGGAUGCAUCUUGUAUACUUUUGAGCAUUUACUAUUCAGUAGAAAAAACCUUUAAAGCAGUAUUUUGAAUUUUUAUGUUUUAUUAAAAAAAAGGUCCUUUUAGAUGUAAUAUUGAAAUCCUUCAUCUGCGAUUCUUUCUCUUUUGUGGUAUUUGCAAUAGCAAUUUAUAGUGACUAUUCCAGUCAUGAAAUUAACACCAAUAGUGUUGAAAUAUAGAUCUGGUAUGCACUAAUCAAAAUGGUGUACCUCCCAAAAAUUACCGCUUUAUCAUACCACCUCUUCCCAGUUGGCCAGUUACAAGGUGUAGUACAUAAAUCAUAGGAAGCACGGUCUUGUGCACUGGGAGCACUAAACAAUAUACUAUUUGGCACAUUCUUAAACUGUUUUGGAUGUUAUUUCAUUUGUGGAAUAGUCUUGUUGAAUGCCACUUCUUCAUUGGAAAUUUCUAUUGUAAAUCGGAAAUUUCUAAUGGUCUCAUGGUAUUACCUGUGAUAACGUAAGUACAUUCUGUAGUACAAUGAAUUGUACGAGAUGCUGUUUAUUUAUUUUCCUGCUUGAACUAUUACUUUUCUCAAAUUGCUAUUACCAUUUCUCAAAUUGUUUUAUUAACUAUGGAUGUAUUCAGUGCUGAUUUUCUGGAAAAAAAGUUUAGUGGUACUCUGACAUAUUGAUAACAUCUAACAUGUGCAUUGCAUAACCGUAAUAGUGAUAAUAUAACUUCAUUUUUUCAAGUAAUUAAGCAAGUAAUUCAGAUUAUAUAUCAUAUUUAGAAUUAAUAUUAAAGAAGUGUCCAGCAAAUGAACUACAGCAGAUGUAAACAAAAUACUUUACGACUAUGUCAUAAUGUAAUUAGUAUUUUAUUUUCUGCCUUUUAAAAUUACUUUCUGUUUACAAAUUCUGAGCAUUCAAUUUACCUUGAAGAGUACAGAUUGCUGAUUGUUUCCCCAGAAAACAGCACUAGAUGUAUUUUUGUGAAAACAAUGAAUGCUACAAAGAUUGUUUCUACCAUAUUAUGGUAAUGAAUAUUAGAACAUUUUGUAGAAUUAAGUGCAACUACUGAGAAUCUGGUGAAAUUGGAAGUUUUCUGUCUUGAAUUUUGAGAGAAAAGAGAGCAUUUUAUUUCCUCAAUGAACUAUUAUAUAAAAGUUAUUAUGUCUUCUAGCAUUUCUCAAAAUUUUGAACUUGAAAUUAGUUCUCAUUAAAACGUUUUGUAAUAUUUAUAAAAGAUUUUUAGUGCAUUGAAAAAUUGUUUUGAGAAAAAAGACUGAGAGAUAUAUACAGUUUCAUAAAUCAUU
Messenger RNA from Gryllus bimaculatus (two-spotted cricket), 4059 nucleotides. The record is from the annotation of a GenBank genome assembly. NCBI's taxonomy places the organism in Eukaryota, Metazoa, Arthropoda, Insecta, Orthoptera, Gryllidae.